UCGCUCCGCUCCUCCCGGCUUUCUUCCCCGCUCUCCUCCCGCAGGUCCCGGAGCUCCGCCACCGCCGGGUGCAGGCGCGAUGCGGCAGCUGUGCCGGGGCCGCGUGCUGGGCAUCACCGUGGCCAUCGCUCACGGGGUCUUCUCGGGCUCCCUCAACAUCUUGCUCAAGUUCCUCAUCAGCCGCUACCAGUUCUCCUUCCUGACCCUGGUGCAGUGCUUGACCAGCUCCACCGCGGCGCUGAGCCUGGAGCUGCUGCGCCGCCUCGGGUUCAUCGCGGUGCCCCCCUUUGGCCUGAGCCUGGCACGCUCCUUCGCGGGGGUCGCCGUGCUCUCCACGCUGCAGUCCAGCCUCACGCUCUGGUCCCUGCGCGGCCUCAGCCUGCCUAUGUACGUGGUCUUCAAGCGCUGCCUACCCCUGGUCACCAUGCUCAUCGGCGUCCUGGUGCUAAAGAACGGCGCGCCCUCGCCCGGGGUACUCGCCGCCGUGCUCAUCACCACCUGCGGCGCGGCACUGGCAGGAGCCGGCGACCUGACAGGCGACCCCAUCGGGUACGUUACGGGCGUGCUGGCGGUGCUGGUGCAUGCCGCCUACCUGGUGCUCAUCCAGAAGGCAAGCGCAGACACGGAGCACGGGCCUCUCACCGCGCAGUACGUCAUCGCUGUCUGCGCCACCCCACUGCUGGUCAUCUUCUCCUUCGCUAGCACCGACUCUAUCCACGCCUGGGCCUUCCCCGGCUGGAAGGACCCGGCCAUGGUGUGCAUCUUCGUGGCCUGCAUCCUGAUCGGCUGUGCCAUGAACUUCACCACAUUGCACUGCACCUACAUCAACUCGGCGGUGACCACCAGCUUCGUGGGCGUGGUGAAGAGCAUCGCCACCAUCACGGUGGGUAUGGUGGCCUUCAGCGAUGUGGAGCCCACCUCUUUAUUCAUUGCCGGGGUCGUGGUGAACACCCUGGGCUCCAUCAUUUACUGUGUGGCCAAAUUCUUGGAGACCAGAAAGCAGAGCAACUACGAGGACCUGGAGACGCAGCCUGGGGGAGAGGAGGCGCAGCCAGGUGGAGACCAGCUGCCGUUCAUCAUGGAGGAGCUGCCCGCGGAGGGCGGAAAUGGCGGGUCAAAAGUGGGGAUGGCUACAGGUGGCUCCACUCAGCAGGGUGGGCAAGAGGCAAGGGGCCGCCCCAGAGGAGUCCCGCUGCUGGCUAGGAGCUCCAGGAUCUCAGACAGCCCUGAAGAAGUGAGCAAAAGGUCAUUAAAGGAUGCUUACCUCGAAGUGUGGAGGCUAGUUAGGGGAACCAAGUAUAUGAAGAAGGAUUAUUUAAUAGAAAAUGAGGAGUUACCCAGUCCUUGAAAAGGAAAUGCCUGUUAUGUAUAUAUGUACAUACACUUAUUUUAUAUGUUAGAGAUAACAUACUUUAAUGAGAGGCCGCCCAAGUAUAUGCUUUGAGGCGUAGGGGAGAAAAGCAAGGAAAGAAGCUGAAUGGACUGACAGCAACAAAAUUAACACCCAUGUGAAUUAUUUAGCAUGAGUUUACCGGAGGCAUCACAGAGACAAAAGAAUGUGAAGGUUCUUAACCAAGUAAGGCAGGGUUUCAGCUGCAGACUCCUGGCACAUUUUUUUUUUUGUCUUUACAACCGUAACCAAACAUCUGCAUGUACCAAGAGUCCCUCAACCACCCCCUCCAAAGAUGGUGUGUAGAAAUGAUGACAGCAAUUAAUAAGCUCAAAGAUUACAUGCAGGGGCACCUUUUUGAUGAUAGAGUUGCAGUUUUUAUGGCCAGCUGGGCAAAGAGUAUAUUAUUGAAAUAACAUAUUUAAGGAUACUGAGUUGAUGUUUACUGUUUAUAGUCAUCUGAAAUAUCAUGUUUACGCUCACUUUUCCUCAUUUUGAAAAAAAAUAUGAGUGCUCUACGAUUCUAUUAUACAUUGGUAGAAAAAUUUAAAGCUAUUUUGAGAAUAUGAGUUCUUAGCUUUAGUCCUGAAGUUUAAAGUUGGCUUUUGGUGAUUAUAAAAAUAUUUUAAAGGUUGGUUUGGUUCAUUGCUUUAUAAUAUUUAUUUUUGAAUGCCUGAGCCUUUUAUAAAAACAGUUUCACUGUGUCCAGUAUCCUUUCAAGUAAAUGCAAUGGCUGGCAUACAAUUCAGUAUUAACUGAAGCCAGACAGAAAUGAGACCAUUCUGUUAAAGCUAGCCUUUCAAAAUCCACUGCACAUCCCAAACCGUGUUAUAAAAAGAGCAACUGCUAUAUUCACUUUAUGAUAUUUUUCUAUCCUAAAUUUGUCAAAAUAAAGUAUGUGUCUAUCUGC
Molecule: messenger RNA, 2300 nt
Organism: Vicugna pacos (alpaca)
Lineage: Eukaryota; Metazoa; Chordata; Mammalia; Artiodactyla; Camelidae
Gene: SLC35D3
Product: solute carrier family 35 member D3
Source: RefSeq, a predicted model, not a curated record